Messenger RNA from Anguilla anguilla (European eel), 2144 nucleotides. RefSeq names its product coagulation factor VII-like. Gene Ontology annotation, cellular component: extracellular region. Lineage: Eukaryota; Metazoa; Chordata; Actinopteri; Anguilliformes; Anguillidae. Gene Ontology annotation, molecular function: calcium ion binding; serine-type endopeptidase activity. The coding region runs from base 101 to 1417 and encodes 438 amino acids. Gene Ontology annotation, biological process: proteolysis; blood coagulation. The record is from RefSeq and is a predicted model, not a curated record. The transcript is spliced from 8 exons.
GGGGCAGGCCCAAGGGACCACGGGGUAAAGAACGUGGACAGACUUUGGACACUGGGGCAGGGAGAGAGAGAGAGAAAGAGACUUGCGGCAGAAUUUCACCAUGUGGCUGCGAAUCGCCUGUCUCCUGUUGGGGUUCACCGGCUCUGCUCCAGCCUCAGUGUUCCAGGGACGGGACGAGGCCCACAGCCUCCUCGACAGGGUCAGGCGGGCCAACUCGGGCUGGCUGGAGGAGCUGAAGACCGGGAACCUGGAGAGGGAGUGCCUGGAGGAGCUCUGCUCGUACGAAGAGGCGCGAGAGGUCUUCGAGCACGACCGAGCCACGGAUGAGUUCUGGAAAAACUACAACGUUAAAGACAACUGUCAUUCCAGUCCAUGCGAGAACAAUGGAACAUGCUCCAAUCAAGGGCCAUCCUACAACUGCCUCUGCCCCCCGGGGUUCAGCGGGCGAAACUGCGAGCUAGAAUUCAAGCUCGUUCCGGACACCUGUCUGCAUGACAACGGGGGGUGUGAACACUUCUGCGAGGAGGAGGGAGGAUCCCGAAACUGCUCCUGUGCGGCGGGCUACCUCCUGGCUGAGGAUGGACAGCGCUGCCUGGCUCAAGAGACCUACCCCUGUGGGACGGUCCCUGUCCUGCAGGGGAACCACUCAGAGAAGACGGACCCAGAUGACCCUCGGGCGAGGAUCGUGGGGGGCACGGAAUGCCCCAGGGGUCACUGUCCCUGGCAGGUUCUGCUGGUGUACGGAGAAAAGGGAUUCUGUGGAGGAGUCAUCUACACAGCCACCUGGAUCCUCACCGCCACCCACUGCAUGGAGAAGAUAGAUGUCAAGCACCUCAAAGUGGUCGCAGGUGAGCACAACCUGGACGAGAACGAGGGAUCGGAGCAGACCGUCCGGGUGGCGGAGAUCGUGGAGCACCCGGGCUACGUGGUGAAGACGUCGGACAACGACAUCGCCCUGCUGCGGCUGCGGGAGCCCAUUCGCUUCUCGCCGUACGCCGUGCCCGUGUGCCUGCCCCGGCGGCAGCUGGCGGACCAGGAGCUGUGGGCCGUCCACACGCACACCGUCAGCGGGUGGGGCAGGCGCAGCGAGGGCGGCCCCACCUCCCGCGUCCUCCGCAGGCUGGACGUGCCGCGCAUCCGCACGCAGGACUGCGUGCAGAACAGCGGCGUCAGCAUCACCGCCAACAUGUUCUGCGCCGGCUACAUCGAGGGCCGGCAGGACUCCUGCAAGGGCGACAGCGGCGGCCCGCUGGUCACCAAGUACCGGCGAACCCGGUUCCUCCUCGGCAUCGUCAGCUGGGGCAAGGGCUGCGCCCGACCGGGGAAUUAUGGGAUAUACACGCGCGUGUCAAAGUACCUGGACUGGAUUCACGAGCAUACCGCCGGACAGGCGAUUAAUGGCACCGAGAUUAUAUAAUGUCGUAAAAAUAUCACCUGUUUUGCCCAGCGAAAUACCAGCAAUCCUCUUGGCACACUUUCACAUUUUCUUACCCAGCUUGCAGCAUUUUAUUUAUACUUGGUCAUGUGAUUUAUCUGUAGUCUUCCUCUGGUCGUCCACUGUCCUGAACUGGGAUACCAACAUGCCACAGACACACACACACACACACACACUUAUUAAUGAAAAAAAAGGCUAUACUGUAUUGCUUAGGGCAAUUAACUAUUAGAAAAGGCUCAUAAUAAAAUAAAAUGUUUUUAAAAACAGCAUAAUUAUAUUUUUUUCAUUCACAGCCACACUUUCAACAUAUUUCUUUCAAAAAGAACCCCUAGAAGAAAAUUCCAUAUCAGGAUUUCAUUGGGAGCCAAAUUAGUUAAGUUUAUUUGAACCAGGUGAUGCACAGUGCAAGCUCCAGGGCCAGAUUUAUGAAACAGUUUAGACAAACAGUGUAGAAUCAACCUGUAAUGUUUGCAUACAGUGAAAUACUUAUAGAAGCUCUUGAAAAUGUAAAGGUCUAAUUUCCAGAUAGCUUUCAGCUUUCUGCACACCAAGUCAUCUGACUAGGAAGUUUGGUGUAAAGGAAAGAUUUGCAGAUUAUAUGGCAACCACCUUAUUUCAGUUACCUUCGCUUUCCUGUCCACAUACAUGAUGCGAAAGCUCCAUUUGCCCAUGUAAUUGUAAAUCUGUUUACAUAAAUCUGCUUAAAAAA